Molecule: messenger RNA, 2043 nt
Organism: Orbilia oligospora ATCC 24927
Lineage: Eukaryota; Fungi; Ascomycota; Orbiliomycetes; Orbiliales; Orbiliaceae
Exons: 5
Coding region: 1-2043 (680 amino acids)
Biological process (GO): positive regulation of transcription by RNA polymerase II; DNA-templated transcription
Molecular function (GO): zinc ion binding; sequence-specific DNA binding; DNA-binding transcription factor activity, RNA polymerase II-specific
Source: RefSeq, a predicted model, not a curated record
AUGGAACAAUCGCAGGACCCUAACCUCCCUUCGGCCUCACAGGCUGGCCCUUCAGAGGAUCCACUAGACCCUUCAGAAGAGAUGGGAUUUGCAGGGCCGUCUUCCUCUACGCACCUUCCAAGGACGAGAAUGCUCCUCGCCUGUGAUCGAUGCCGUCAACGGAAAACAAGAUGCGAUAGUAACUUGCCAUCUUGCAAUGCAUGUCUUCAAGCAGGUGUGCCUUGCAUGACCGCUGAACGCGAUCGACCUCUCCGUGCCUCUACUAGAACAUUACCCCGAGACUACGUCGAACAACUUCAAAGCCAGGUCCAAGAUCUCGAGUCUCAAUACCAAACCUUGCUUCAACAAGAAUCUAGUAUGGCUGCUGCUCACCUGAUGGUCGACCACUCUGCUGUUAGCAUAGAAUCUGCUCCAGGGUCAUGGGUUCCCCUUUAUCCGAACCCUCCCCAAGCAGAAGUACCCCAUGCUUCAAUGACAAUCUCUAAUCUGGGAGUCCCUACGCAUGACCCUUUGUCAUUUGAAUCUACCCUAUUCGAAGCAAUCAAACUCUCCGGUUGCGAUCCUCUUCGUGCUGAAUCACCAAACUUACUAUUUAGUAGUCUAUCCGCCGCUCUCAAUCACGUUAAUGCUUUAGACCUUCUCAAGAGUAUGGAUUUGCAAAGUCUGAAUGCUGCAGUUAAUAACUACAUCCACUUCAUACAUGCCCAUUACCCGCUCCUCGUUGGAGAGGAAGUCCGUACGAAAUUCGCCAUCAUGAUGAGGCCCGACUAUCGGCCCGGUCAGAUAGCCCCUGCCGAAGAGCUAGUCAUUUACCUCGUCGUGGUCCUCGGGAUGACCACUGCCUCCCAGUUUCGCUCCGUUCAACUCUUUCCUCAGAUGCUAUACUAUGCAGCCUUGAGAACGCCCGGGCUCUUUGACAGCCUGAGUUCUAUCGCGAUGACACAAGCCUUGAUUCUCAUUGCUGUCUAUUCCCUUUAUGAUCCUGCUGCAGGAUCCAGCUGGCACAUUCUCGAUGUAGUUUCUUCACAUUGUUUGUCGAUGGGCUGGCAUCUCAUUUCCUCCUCUCUGGGCAACGGCAUCGAAGGGACAGCUCGGGCAUGGGCGUUUUGGACCCUCUACUCUCUUGACCGCAUGGCCGGGGCAUCUAUGGGCCGCCCUUUUACAAUCGCUAAUGACGAUCUAAUCACCGUCCCGGUCCCCGGAAUGCGCACCCCAGGUCCCUCGGACGAUACUGGCUAUCUCUCUGGUCCGUUAAUCAGUUACUACAGAUUACUUUACCGAGCGCGCCGGAAUCCCGAAGCCGGGUUUGAGCAUUGGGGUGCGCAAUUUAGUGAGUGGUGUAAUACCACCAAAAACGGAGUAAACGAGUACAUUUCCACCGUCCCUAGAAGUGACGAUUGGAUUAAUUCCAUGUACAAAUACAUCGACCUUGUGUACUACCAAGGGCUUUUACUAAUCCCUCAAUUUAACACUGAAUUCCCCGUCAUCACCCCUGAAAUUCAACAACUAUACACUAGCGAUUUGAUCUACCGAGCUGCGCAAAUGGUAGGAUUAAGCUUUGGUGUGCAUAGAUAUCCGUUAGCGUGGACAGCAGGGUAUAAGGCCUUUGCUACUGGCAUGAGCUAUCUAUUCUGCGUGGCGUUGAGGGACAGGAGCACGAUUAAUCUGCCAGAGGUUUAUCACGUCUGCACAGCGUGUAUCAAUUUGAUUGAAGGUCUGGCGGCGAGGUUUGACGGUUUGAUGGGGUAUGCGAGAUUUUUAGUACGAGGUGUGGAUAUGAUGUUGAGGUUGUACAAUGUGGAGGGUAGGAAUAGUCCCAUUGCACACGACCCGCACUUUUUAUAUACACCAUAUUCGGAUGCUAUCCCUCGGUCUCCGAAUUCAGGUAUUCCACGACCGCCCGAUGUCGCUGACCUACACGUUCGGCGAUUUAGAUGUCUUUCAAGGUUAUAUUUGAGAGCCAUGGAGGAUAUUAGACUCAAGUACUUUCCCGACACAAAAGAUAUUUAUGAGUCCGUGGGUCAGGUUGCAGUUGGAGUGUAA